Molecule: messenger RNA, 958 nt
Organism: Phytophthora nicotianae INRA-310
Lineage: Eukaryota; Oomycota; Peronosporomycetes; Peronosporales; Peronosporaceae
Exons: 3
Coding region: 48-749 (233 amino acids)
Biological process (GO): regulation of DNA-templated transcription
Source: RefSeq, a predicted model, not a curated record
CGUGGAUCGUUUCAAGGACUGUUAGGAACUGCCAUUUAACCUGCAACAUGUCGGACGAGCGGCUGAAGAGCGUGGUGGUCAGCAAACCCAUUCUAUAUGGGUCGGUGGCCACAUACCUCGGGCGCAAGGCCGAGGAGACCAAGACGCACCGCUGGUCGAUCUAUCUGCGUGGUGCGGACAACGAGGACUUGUCCUACAUGAUCAGCAAGGUUGUCAUCAGCCUGCACGUGAGCUUCGCCAACCCCGUUCGAGUGCUAACGGAACCACCAUACGAGGUGACGGAGCUGGGUUGGGGCGAGUUCGAUACGCUCAUCCAGAUCUACUUCCACGACCCGAACGAGCGGCCGAUCAGCGUCAUCCACCAUCUCGUACUGUUUCCACCCAACAGCCAACCUGCUAGCACCAAGAAGCCCGUGGUGAGCGAGUUCUACGACGAGCUUGUGUUUAAUGAGCCGACCGAGUUUUUCUACAAGAAGCUGAUGGCUGGGCCGGACCGGCAGUCGCCAGCGCUGGCGAUGCAGGACCACCUUCCAAUCUACUCAGAUGUGGAGAUUCUCAAGACGCUGGCACGCGCCGAGAAUUUUGUGAAGAAGGAGGUGCAGGACACUAAGAAUUUGCUGUUGAGCGCUGAUAUGGAGAUCAAAGAGCUCAAGGAGCGCAUUGCUGAGCACACCAAGAAGAAAAAGCAGGCUGACAAGAUGGCUGCUGCAUACACAACAGCAGCAGCGCAACCGAUCCCCUUGCCUUAAAGCUAACAACCUGUUAGUAACAAGCAAGCAACGUAGCACUGGCGUCAAAAUCGGAAUCAAUUUCAGAUAUUUAAAAACGAUGGAAGAAGUAGCUUUGAGUUUGAUUGUGGCACACUAUUGAGCGCUUAAAGUAAACAGAUACACCACACGACAAUUCAAAUGAAUCAUUGUCCUCUUUUACUCCUUUUCGCUUAAAGUAAACCGAAAAG